Molecule: messenger RNA, 6487 nt
Organism: Epinephelus moara (kelp grouper)
Lineage: Eukaryota; Metazoa; Chordata; Actinopteri; Perciformes; Serranidae
Product: KIAA1549-like b
Exons: 21
Coding region: 1-3606 (1201 amino acids)
Source: RefSeq, a predicted model, not a curated record
AUGGCUGCCACAAAUUUAAUCCAGCCGUACGUGUUUGAGCCCUCUGAUGAUUCAGAGGAUGAAGCAGAAGCCCUGCCAGCUGAAAAUGAUUCCUUUCAGGUGGUCACUGAAUGCAUCACCUCCGCGAUUGGGGAUAUGUUUUUGUGUAGCAAAGCUAACUGCUUGGGGUUGGGGUUAGGGGUGAGGAAGGGUGCACAUUACGUCCCCUCCCCGCGAGCCGACACCGGCACCAGGCCCGGGGGGCAAGCCCGGCCGCUCACAAGCCGCCUCUUUCUGCGGGGCAAGCCCGGCCGCUCACAAGCCGCCUCUUUCUGCAGCUCCAUGAGCUGCAAAGGCUCAGAUUGUCCGGGCUCUGGAGCCGGUCAACCUGAUUCGAGUGCUGCUGGGAGCCCGCCGGGGGCAGAGCCUCCGCUGGGUCGCAGCCGAGCGACAGCAACACAGCCCGCCAAGGACAGACCCAGAUCCUGCUUUGCUGUCACCUUCAACCUGCAGUUGCAGUUCUGGCGGAAGGCGGAGAGCUACGUGUCCAACAGCAGCAGCUCCUCCUCUGGCCAGGAGCACAGCUUCGCCUUGCUGCUGCGCCAGUCCCCACUGAUGACAGUCCCCGGGGCAGCCGUGUUACAUCUGAUCCUCUUCUCUGCUUCACCCUCUCAGGUGGAGACAGUAUUCGGUUCCCCCAACAUGACAGUGGCUUAUCACGUGACUGGAGGGGACAUGGUUUACCCUCCCUCUGUAGUGCUGGAAGGCUUGGACUCCUAUGGCCGUGAUAAGCUGAUUUCAGACCUGCGACAGUACCUCCCCAUGGUAACAGCCCUGCCCAUCCCAGUUGCAUUAUGGAGAUCCAGCCCAGCCACUGGCUUCCAGCUGAAAACAGUGCUGCAGUUCGUGGGACCAGGCGAUGAUCCUCGGUCCUGUCGCUUCUCUCAAAUGAUGGAGCAGAGGCUUGAGAGGGUGUUUUCUGAGGCGCAGGCCAAAGUGCUCAACACCAACAGCAGGCUCUCUGUUCAGAUGUUGAGUGUCUCCCAGGCAGCAGGCUCUCCUGCUGUGUCAUUGGUCUACACUGUGAGGAAUGGGACUGUCUUCCUUAAUGGCACCACUGCCUCAAACCUCCUUGGUCAGCUGUCAGCUGAGCUGGUGGGCUACUUCCUCUUCUAUCCGCCACUUGUCAUUGCUGAGCCACUGGAGUAUCACAAUCUGAACACCUCCGUUGCUACAAGAGAAUUCUGGGUUAUUACAGUGAUCCAGGAUGUGGAUAACGUCAGCCUGGAGGGACAGUACCAAAGCUUUGCCAGUCUAAUGGAGCAGCGGCUGGCAGAGCUGUUUGUGUUGGCAGGGCAGCAGGGCACUCGUUUCAGACGAGCCACUGCUGUAGGCAGCUACACUGUCCAGAUGGUGAGCAUCCGUAGGGUGUCAGGGUCGAAGAAUCCCGCAGAGAUGACCUACUACAUCCAGCACAAUGGCGUUCCUUUAUCGGGCACGUCAGCUGCCAAGCUCCUGAACACAGUGGAUUCUCAGACCAUGGCGCUCACUCUGGGCUAUUUUGUCCAGCUGCAAGCAGAACCUGUGGUCAAGAACCCUCCUAAUAACCUUUGGAUCAUCGCCGCAGUGCUGGCCCCCAUCGCUGUAGUAACACUCAUUAUCAUCAUCAUCACAGCUGUGCUGUGCAGGAAGAAUAAAAAUGACUUUAAAGCUGAUGCCAUCGGCAACCUCAAUCCCCGAGCUAAGAUGGCGUAUCGGAGAGAUGUGGGCUAUUAUCACCAGCCGGUCCAGGGCUUUGACUAUGCCAAGCAGCACCUGGGCCAACAGGGAGGAGAUGAAGAGACCCUGCCUGCCAGUCAGGAUACACUCGUGAUGUCUCUACAAAUUCGGGACACGCCACUUUCCCUUGAAAAAGCCCUGCAGCAGGACGGAACUGCCAACAAGAAAAGCCUCACCUCGGACAAACACAAGAGCAAGUUGCCGAGUGAGGACGGUUCCGUCAUCAGCAACGAAUCAGAGAAGCUGAAUUCCGGCAGGGGCUUGACAGUGCUGAAAGUCACAGCGCAGCAGAAACUGACAAAGGAGGAGACGCGCAAGAGGGAUGAUCCAUAUGACACCUCCUCUGGCUCCCUGCAGCUCAUUUCAAUAAAGCCCAUGGCGGCUCAGCCCCACUACACACACCCUGCAUCCUCUGACCGCAGCCAGGACUCCGCCAUCGUCAAUGGAGAGGUGAACUUGGCCCUGAAGCAGAAGUCAGACAUCGAGCACUACAGGAACAAGCUGAGACUGAAGGCUAAGAGGAAGGGCUAUUAUGACUUCCCCUCCACAGACGGCAGCAGCAGCGGUCGAGCCGUGGUGCAGAGACAGCGGCACGGCCAUGAGAGGGCAGCCGGUGAGCAUGGCAGACCACUGGAGCCUGAUGAUGAGCGAGGUUCCACUUAUGUCAAGUCUCACAGGAGGCACUCACAGGUCGGGCAGAUGGCCUAUCGCAGCAGACAGAGCCUGAGCAGUCCCAGUCCUGGAGGAACAGAGAUGGACCUGCUUGUUAUGAGGGAGAGGCCCAGGAGAGGCAUCCGCAACAGUGGCUAUGAUACUGAGCCUGAGUUGAUUGAGGAGACAAAUGUUGACCGUCUAAUGGGGCCAAGGGGUUACAUGUACGGCCGGGGCUUGAAAGGCCACUCAGAGACAUCCACUCUGAGCUCACAGCCGUCCAUUGAUGAAGUGCGACAGCAGAUGCACCUGCUGCUGGAGGAGGCAUUCAGCCUGGCUUCAGGGGGGCAGUCCACAUCCGGAAGGCACUCCCAUCACCACCACCCCCCUCCUGACCACUACAGCAACGCACCGCCUCCCCUCCCCUAUGCAGACGUGGUGACCAGUGCCCCGGGUACAAUGAGUUGUGGACGGGGAGGCCUGCAGUGGGUACCAUCUUAUGGCGCAGAAAUGUAUCAAUGCAGCCUGCCUAAACCGGCCUUUCGCUUCACCCAGCUUCCUGAGAUGGCCAUGGGUUCUCCUCCCCCUUUACCGCCUCGCACUGGACCUCCUCCUGGGACCUCCUUAAGACGUUCCACUUCUGACUUGGGGCCUAAGGGAAGGAGCUCAGAGACAUCUGUCACUGAAAUGCAGAGUCAACAUGACAACAACCCAUACGGGCCAACAGUUAGAGCGGCACUUCCAUCUAUCACUGCAGAGCAGCCUGUGUCCAACUACUCAGGAAACCCAAUAACAGCCGUCUACGCCAUCCCAGCCACCAGGCCCGGCUACUCAGAAUACUUUGUCUCCACACCACCCACCUCCUACCACAGUCCGUCCUGGAUGUCCUAUCCACCUGAACCCGAGGAUGUGCCGCCACAGUGGGCAGACUCUGUGCCCCUGCCUGGGUAUGUAGAGGCUUUUCCUCAUCCUCGCUACCCACAGGGGAGCCCCACCAGGCUGCCCCUGCAAUACAACCAGGCACUGGAGCAGCCGCCCACUGCCCCUAGCACAGCCUCCCAGCAAAGCCUGCCCCAGGUGGUGAAGGACAUGGACAGCAUGCCCCUGAGCAGCCUCUCCACCUCUGCACUCGUGCAGGCUAUUCGUCAGGAGGUGGCCAAGUUGGCGAAGAAGCAGAACGACGUGUUUGAGUUCUAGUUUGGAUCCUUGUGUGUGCGGGAGGUGGUUAACCGUGCGUUGGUCUUCAACAGAGGCACACGAAGGUGGUGCUGCUUCAGACUGAUUUUUGAUGUUUGUACUGUACAAUGGACUUUACCCACUGAUUACCCACCGAUUGAUUUCUUUUCACACACCAUUGGUGUUUUGCAGCUCCUGACUCAAAGAAACAGAAAAGAUUGGGUUUGUUUUUUUUAGAAAAUAAUUCCAUCCUCUAUCGAUGAUGUCCCAAGUAACUACAUGCAUCUCUCUCUGUAGAUAUGUCAAUAGGAUACGCUAAAUAUUGAAACUAUAAUUUUUCCCCGGAUUAGACAUGUUUUUCGUCAAUCAGCAUCAAUCGAGAAGAGAGAAAAAGUAAAAUUGUUGUCUGUACUGAGAGGACCAAAAACUUUGAGUCAGAUGGUAAAAGUAUAAACCACAGUGUAUAUGAGCAUGUACAGUAUUAGGGAAUCAUGUAUCUUAUCUCCUUUUAUAGACCAUUAGUUUCAACAAGACCUACUGCAUCAGUAUCGGUUCAUUUAAGCAUCCAUAUCAAAUCAGACUACCACUUUAUUUCAUUUGAGGUCCUUCAGUUUAUUUUCACAUCACAUACCAACACCAUGAAAGUAACAAGAAACACUGACUGGCCUUGGUUGUCUAAUGAUUUGUAGAGAUUUAAAGUAGCUCCCGUUAUUUAACAAAUUGACUAAAUACAGUACAUACGUAUCUGCCUUUUUAGUUGAACAUGAUGAUGUAACAUAUAGAUGGAAACAUUUGCCUUUUACUAUCUUAAAUAGAAGGAAGCAUUUAUCCUUAUUUGUUUGAGUGUGCAUAAGUUUAUACACUUGUGACUGAGUGAAUACUCACAAACUUUAACUUAACAUGUUUAUUCUUUUCUUACAGACAACCCCACACAGAAAAGUUAAAUGAUAUUUGCACAGAGUAGCAGUUUUAUAGCCAGCCCAGUGGCUUAAGAUGAUGCACAGAUGAUUCAGUGCACAUACAACCCCAAGACCUUUGUCACUAAACAACUGUCUUUGCUGCUGGAAGUAGUGCCGCCGUUUCUUGUGACGUUAAACUACAAACAAGGUGAAUCUAUUGUUUGUUUACCGGCCUUAAGACAUCUUAAUGGUCUCAAUGGGUGCAUUUCAUGAAUGAAAUACAAAGUUCAUGUAAACUAUUGACCUAAUGAGAGGUCCUACAUCAGUACUCCUGUUCUAAGAAGUUUUAAGUGCACAAACCUUUGUGUAACGUUGUGAAUGUCUGCCUGAGCGUCGACUCAGAUUAAGUGUACAGUACAGUUUCGUAAGCGCCGUGUUCAAUGUGGAGCAUCAGCGCGCCCUGGAGUCAUCCAGUUUGUAAGGUGCAAAAGGGCGUGUAUGCUGAGGUAGACAUUUACAUUAAAAAGCAAAUUCCAUUAUCGCGAAUUUGCUGCUUCUUUACAUUAGUCGUCGAUCUCAAUAAUGUUUUAAAUCAUCCACACAGAUCAUGAGCUUUCACCUACCAAGUGACAAUAUAACAAUCAUAAAUCUCAACAUGUAAGAAGAAAUUAGAUUAAAUAAAAGACAUUGUUAAAAGCCAAUAAUUAAGGAUUAGGACCCAGACACCAGACAUGAUUCAAAGUACAAAGUUACAUGUUAAACAAAAGACCAGGCCCUCUGAUAGCCACUGGAAUAAACCAGACAUGUAAGUGCCAGAAUUAUUUCAGCAGUGACAAGAAGGAAGGAGGUCAACUCUUAUUUUAGUGGAAGAUUUGGGCAUUCUAGGAUCCAACUGACCCGUCUGAUGGUGUGCUUUAAUUAAUAUCUUGAAGCUGCACUUCCUUUAUCUGACCGUCUUAAUCAGCUUUGUCACCCUAUUUUAUUUGGUCUGCUUUUUAAAUCAGACUGCGGCCGUCAUCAAAGGGCAGUGCACAAAACAAAGCUAUAAACUAUUCAAUAAAAACUCCCAUGAAACAAAAGUCAUUAAAUCAUCGCACACAUGAAAGGAAUUCAUCUUUCUUGGAAAAAGACUCAUACUCAUAUUUCACUGUGGCAUAAAAAGCCUUCAAUAGGUUAUGAUGAAUUCUUAAUGCAGAAUGGCUGGCUUGGGAAUGGAAAGUGGGACUGAGGGCAGAUGAGUGCAUGUAGGCCUAUAGCAGGGGUGCUGCAAUAUUGUUUGCGUGAACAUUCAGAUGCUAUAGAUCGCCUACUUUUACUAUAUUAUUGCCAAUCACAUGGAAUGCUUUGCUGAUUAUUAUAAUCAAUGCUGUCAUGAGACAGGUUGUGACAUAAGAAAGACAACUAUGAGUGAAAAUGCCUUUAAAUCAUUGUUUGGUUUGGUAGAACAGUAUUGCUGCUGUUACAGCAGUCCUGGAUGAAUUUAGCCUUUUUGCAUUAUGACUUUUAAACAAACCCUCCCCCUCUUCUGAGAAAUGUUCUUUUCUACUCAUGCCUGUUGGUGUCUAAGUAGGUAUAAGGAAAUACUGUAUGUCUUAAACUCAACAAGAACUUUGUUGUUGCUUGUUUCCCCAAUAUUCCUUUUACCCAUUAUUCAGAGGAGCACUUAAUGUCUUAAGAACUGUACUAAAUACAGUGAAACCAUUUUUUUUGUGUAUACCAGAAGUGAACACCUUUCCACAUUCUCAUGCUGGAUAACUGAGAAAACUUAGCGAUAUUAAAUAAAAAGGGUUUUAGGUGGUUUAUCGGUUUAGAAAAACGACAAGUAUUUAUUCUAUAAAAUGAACUAUGAAGUGAGCUAAACCUAUUAAAAGUUAAUGUCUUUUUGUCUUCCUGACUGGUUUCUAAUUUCCUUUUUUUCAUCUGCUUGAUCUUGUUAUAUUUGAUGUUCCUCAGAGAUUGAUUAGACGGAGAGACCGCGAGACAGAUGGAGAAUGAGAGAAAUA